AUGAGCUCCACCACCAUCACAACCGCAACGCCCAACACGGCACAAACAACCACCAUCAUGGCCAGCCCCACGUCGCCCGAGAAGGACCAGAAUAUUUACCUACUGGGUCGCAGUGAAGCCGAGACUGAACGACCCCUCUCAACGAGAUCAUCGGUCUCAUCGGUCCUGGCGACUCUGGCAUUAGUGGCCUCUCUGUGUACAGUGAUUAAUCAGCUCGCUAGGCUCAAUAAGCAACAUCGUUUUCUCGUGGCCAUCUCUGGGCAACACUUGAUUCACCCCGCCAUCCCCCAGGACCGCAUCACAGCCGUCGCAGAUAUCGGCACUGGAACUGGGAUCUGGUUGGCGGAUCUAGCCACUAAACUCCCGAAGGACUCUUCGGUGUACCUCCAUGGAUUCGACAUCUCGGGCGAGCAGUUUCCACCCUCCCACCGCAUUUUCACUCCCGGUCGAUCGACUUCCAUCCCACUUACUGUCCACAGUGCCUUGCACCAGUACCCGCCGGAACAUCGGGGUCGCUAUGACUUUGUCCACAUCCGCCUUCUCACAGCCGGCCUGAAACAGGACGGCUAUACCGCCGUUCUCAAGCAUGCGCGAGAAUUGCUCACGCCGUUUCAAUGGACGCCUUCUGUCCGGGGACUGACAAUUGACUUCGCGGGAAAUCUUUUGAUACUAACCAGGGGUACCCUCGUAGAACCUGACGGCUGGAUCCAGUGGGAAGAAGUCGACACCACCUGCUUCAUCACCGAAGCCAGCCCCGACAUCCCCGCUGUCACCGCCAUGCGCCACUCCGUCAUCAAGGCCAUGUUGAAGCUGAAUCUAUGGCCGUUCGCCCCGCAGCGUGUCUACAAUGAGAUCACGGCCGGUGGCUUCCACAACAUCCGCCGGGAGACGUACACCACCGUGGACAAGCCUUCCCUCCACUCCGUCGCCCCAGUUUGGGUGGCCGGCGUCAUGCGCGCCCUGGUGCCGCCUGCCAUGGUUGUGACUGGGGAGGCUAGGGAUGAGGCCGAUGCUAAGGCGCAAGUUGAGAUCCUAAUUGCCGAGUUUCUGAAGCACAGCGGGGAUGCGUUGCCACUAGUGAACUAUGGGGCGACAGUGGCGCAGAUU
Molecule: messenger RNA, 1107 nt
Organism: Penicillium macrosclerotiorum
Lineage: Eukaryota; Fungi; Ascomycota; Eurotiomycetes; Eurotiales; Aspergillaceae
Product: putative LaeA-like methyltransferase
Exons: 4
Source: RefSeq, a predicted model, not a curated record